This is a messenger RNA of Olea europaea var. sylvestris, 1637 nucleotides long. Its product is annotated as probable BOI-related E3 ubiquitin-protein ligase 3. The record is from RefSeq and is a predicted model, not a curated record. NCBI's taxonomy places the organism in Eukaryota, Viridiplantae, Streptophyta, Magnoliopsida, Lamiales, Oleaceae. The coding region runs from base 200 to 1273 and encodes 357 amino acids. The transcript is spliced from 3 exons. Gene Ontology annotation, molecular function: ubiquitin-protein transferase activity. Gene Ontology annotation, biological process: regulation of programmed cell death.
AACUUUAUUUUUUCUGCAUUGCAUGGCCUUUUGUUCAUUUCCUCCCGUCUUAUUGUUCUUUUCUCCACCUUUCACUCACCGUUCAUAACCCUCUCUCUAUCCACAAACCAAAAUAACCAAACACAUAGACGGAGAGAUAAAGCUCCGCACGCAUAUAGUGUGAUUUGACAAAGAGAUCCAAGAAAUUACGUAGAUACUAAUGGCUGUUGAAUCUCGCCAUCUCAAUCUAUUUCCUCCACAGAUUCUCAGCAAUAGUGAAACGGUGAUGAAUAGUAUGGAAGGCAUUGGCAAUGUAAAUAUGUAUGGAACUCCUUUUGGAUAUGGAGCCGUGACGCCACUAUUGGGGACAAAGACGGCGACGGAUAAUAUUAUGCCGAUGUUCAAUUCGGCGAUUACAGAUUCUAUUCCGGCGAAGACAGCUCCGAUGAAAUCCGAGAGUGGUCUCAGUUAUGCUGUUCCGGUAUCGAGAAAGCGAUCGAGUGAUGCAAUGAAUCCUCUUCUUUCUUCAUUUCCUGGCGUUCAGAAUCAGAAUGCAAAUUACCGUUGCGGUUCUUUCACUUUUCUCGGCGAAGAUAUUUCGAUUCAGAUCCAACAACAACAAUUAGAAAUCGAUCGCUUCAUUGCUCAUCAGACUGAGAAAGUAAGGAUGGAAAUGGAAGAUAGACGAAAGAGAUAUUCGCGGAGGAUCGUGGCAGCUGUUGAAGGCAACAUAAUGAAGAAACUGAAAGCAAAAGAAGAUGAAAUUGAAAAAAUUGGAAAAUUAAACUGGGCCUUGGAGGGGAGAGUGAAGUCCCUGUGCGUAGAGAAUCAGAUAUGGAGAGAUUUGGCACAAACAAAUGAAGCCACAGUAAACACUUUGAGAUGCAAUCUCGAGCAAGUUCUAGCUCAAGUCCAAGGCGAUCGAAACCAGCGCCACCGCGCCGACGAGGAAUUAGCCAACGACGCUCAAUCGUGCUGCGGCAGCAACUUCGAAGAAAUCGAGCGGCAAACAUUAGCAGAGUGCACAGAAACCAAUGCGCACUGCACCAAUUGCAAUAAUAACGGGUGUAAUUGUACUGGCAAUAGUGGGGACAAUAGAGGAUGGAAGAGCUGCAGUUACAGUAAUAGUAACAGGAACAGAUUGUGCAGGAGCUGUGGAAAAGUGGAGUCAUCUGUGUUGCUUUUGCCUUGCAGACAUCUCUGCCUCUGUACUUUUUGCGGGUCAUCUCUCAGUACUUGUCCCAUCUGUAACUCCAUCAAAACCGCUAGUCUUAAUGUAGACAUGUCCUCUUGAAAUUCUGUUAAUCCCUUCAUAAAUCGAAAAAAAAUCAUCGAAGUUGCAUAAAUUCUUGUUAAUUGAACCUUGUUAAUUAUCACUUCGAUUAGUAGUAUUACUGAACGUUGAGUUGUGUUGUUUGUGGGUACAUGGCCGGCGCAUGUUAGCGGGUCGUGGAUGGGACGUGGAACAGCGCGGUGAUAUGCGCGCAAAUGUCGCUGUUGUUUGCACAGAAACACCAACCUCGUGUGUUGUGCCAAACUGCAUAAAUUCAUUGCACGGCAGAGGAGAGGGAGUGUGUGCCGACACGCGAUGUGGUGGUUUGUAGAGUCCCACCAAAAAAGAGGACAAAAGUACGGAAAAUCUAUGCCUUAUUUUCUGC